Humulus lupulus (European hop) is the source of this 766-nucleotide messenger RNA. Its product is annotated as prefoldin subunit 5. Gene Ontology annotation, cellular component: cytoplasm; prefoldin complex. The record is from RefSeq and is a predicted model, not a curated record. The transcript is spliced from 3 exons. Gene Ontology annotation, biological process: regulation of DNA-templated transcription; protein folding. The coding region runs from base 98 to 580 and encodes 160 amino acids. Lineage: Eukaryota; Viridiplantae; Streptophyta; Magnoliopsida; Rosales; Cannabaceae.
GACGUGUUUUGAAGGCGGAGAGAGGAGGAAGAAAAUAGAAAUGGUGUAAACUUGAAGGGAGCGGGAGCAUCAGACGAAGAAAAAUAAGAAAAAGAAAAUGGCAUCGUUGAAAGGGGGAAGCGGAAGUAGUAGUGGCGGUGGAGGAGGAUCGGGAAUUGAGAAGCUGAGCGUGGAGCAGCUGAAGGCGGUGAAAGAGCAGACCGAUCUGGAGGUGAAUCUGCUGCAAGACAGUCUCAACAACAUCCGAACCGCCACCACUCGUCUUGACCUCGCCUCCAUCGCUCUCAACGACCUCUCUCUCCGCCCCCAAGGUAAGAAGAUGCUCGUCCCUCUCACCGCCUCUCUCUACGUCGCCGGAACCCUAGACGACUCCGAUAACGUCUUGGUCGAUGUCGGCACUGGUUACUUCAUCGAGAAAACAAUGGCCGAGGGAAAAGAUUAUUGCGAGCGGAAGAUCAACUUGCUGAAAUCAAAUUUCGAUCAACUUCUCGAGGUUGCCUCUAAGAAGAAAAGCAUCGGAGAUGAAGCAGGGGCAAUUUUGCAAGCAAAAUUAAAGCAGUUGUCUCCCAGUGCACAGUGAAUUCAUGAUCAUUUGUAGUGUCUCCUAGUGCAGUGAUGUUUUAAAACGGGGUGAUAUACAAUAGCUCUUUGUUCUUUUUGGGAUUAAUUUUUCGCUUCAUUGAGUCCAUCAAGUUAACCAUUAAAAGCGUGAUCCCAAAUUCUAUUUUUUUUAAUUCUAAAAGCAAAAUUUGAGUUUUUAUGCUUA